AAUAUUCAACACACUUGAAACUUUAGAGUAAAAAAAAAGACACGAAAUCAAGUUCAAUAUUCAAUUCAAUUCAAUUCAAUGGAAGAUCUCUUCCCUCCUGGCUUUCGUUUCUUCCCUACAGAAGAAGAGCUUGUUAGCUUUUACCUUAACAAUAAGCUACAAGGACAAACAAAUUAUAUAGAUAGGGUCAUUCCUGUCAUUGACAUCAAUGGUGUAGAACCAUCGAAUCUCCCAACUCUUGCGGGGGAGCUUUGUCGCGAAGAUAAAGAGCAAUGGUUUUUCUUUUCGCCAGGGCAAGAGAGAGAAGCGAGGGGAGGAAGACCUAAUAGAACAACUGCUUGUGGGUAUUGGAAGGCAACUGGUUCACCUGGUUAUGUUUAUUCUUCAGAUAAUAAAGUUAUUGGGGUGAAGAAAACCAUGGUUUUUUACGAAGGAAAGGCACCUAGUGGAAAGAAAACUAAAUGGAAGAUGAAUGAAUACAGAGCCAUUCAAGUUUCUAACCAAUCAAAUACUGCCACACCACAGUUGAGACGAGAAUUCAGCUUGUGUCGAGUGUACGUGAUAUCUGGAAGCUUUCGAGCAUUUGAUAGACGCCCAUUAGAAAAGAAAAGAGUUAAUCAAUUGCAGGUUAAUCAUGAGAUUAAUCAAAAUCCAAUUAGUGCUAAUCAAGCUACACAAAUGGAUGCAUCAAGUUCAUUUGAAAAUUCUCAUCUUCACAGUGCUCAAAUGCAAGAGGAUGUAGGAAGUUCAAAUAGCACUAAUUGGGAUGUAAAUAACAAUGACAAUGAUAAUGAUGUUGAUUUCCAAUCACUUUGGGAAUGGGAUGGAGUGUGGUGAUUUUAAAUUUUAAUUGGUCUUAAUUCCAUCUCAUUGUGGGAUCUCAAGCAAGAGACCAAGUCAAGAGUAUACAUGACUCGUUAGAAUAAGACAUCAACCGUGGCUAACAAAUUACAACAGGGAUUAAAUUUGUAACAUAAUUCAUCAUAUUUGUUUAUAAAGUAUAGGAAAAAUAUGAUUCAUUUUACCAAAGAAAAUAAGGUACUUGGAAAUGUGUGUGUAUGUAUUGAAGCGAACCAGUUAAUGAAUAAAAGCAAGGUAGAUUAAUUUUUCUUGAUGAA
Messenger RNA from Trifolium pratense (red clover), 1118 nucleotides. RefSeq names its product NAC domain-containing protein 90-like. The transcript has 3 exons. Gene Ontology annotation, biological process: regulation of DNA-templated transcription. NCBI's taxonomy places the organism in Eukaryota, Viridiplantae, Streptophyta, Magnoliopsida, Fabales, Fabaceae. Bases 79 to 837 code for a protein of 252 amino acids. The record is from RefSeq and is a predicted model, not a curated record. Gene Ontology annotation, molecular function: DNA binding.